Molecule: messenger RNA, 1116 nt
Organism: Saccostrea cuccullata (small rock oyster)
Lineage: Eukaryota; Metazoa; Mollusca; Bivalvia; Ostreida; Ostreidae
Exons: 1
Coding region: 1-1116 (371 amino acids)
Biological process (GO): DNA integration
Molecular function (GO): nucleic acid binding
Source: RefSeq, a predicted model, not a curated record
AUGAAGACACUUGCCAGAAGUUUCUGUUGGUGGCCAGGAAUUGACCAGGACAUAGAGAUAGUGGCUAAAAGGUGUCAGGGAUGUCAACAGAAUCAGAACGCGCCUAAGGGAGCACCACUGAAUGCAUGGGAAUGGCCAACAAAAGCAUGGGAGAGAGUUCACAUAGAUUUCGCUGGACCUUUCCUGGGAGCCAUGUUCUUGAUAAUGGUGGGUUCUCAUUCAAAGUUGCCAGAUGUGGUCAAAAUGACUACUACUACAUCAGCGCACACUAUCGAUGUUCUUAGGACCGUAUUUUCCAGAAAUGGUCUACCUGCUACUAUUGUCAGUGAUAAUGGUCCACAAUUUACUUCAAGGGAAUUCGAAGACUUCUUGAGUGCUAAUGGAAUCAAACACAUCAAAACUACCCCUUACCACCCAUCUAGUAAUGGGUUAGCCGAGCGUUUUGUACAGACAUUCAAACAAGCAAUGAAAUGUAGCAGAAACGAGUCAGGUGGUAUUAAGAAGAAACUAGCAAACUUCUUAUUAGCUUACCGAAGUACUCCACAUUGUACUACCAAUGAAACUCCAGCGAAACUUAUGAUGGGAAGGGAGUUGAGAACAAAAAUGGAUCUGCUCAGACCGAACGUGGAAUCGCAUGUCAAGCAGAAACAAGAAAAUAUGUGUGUACAGAGACGUACACAUGAUAGGGAUUUUGAGCUUGGACAAUCGGUGAUGAUGCGUGAUUAUCGAGGAAAGGACAAAUGGAUCGCAGGAACAAUCGCACAGAGAACUGGACCAGUGUCGUAUCGUGUUCAAGUUGAUCCGACAACUCAAUUGAGAAGACACGCUGACCAGAUUGUGGAAUCGCAAGUUCCGAUGACAAAACCGAGCAUUGAGAUUCCGGAGUCAAACACCUCAGGUUCUACCAAUAUUGACCAUGAUGUUUCAUCUGCUGCUCAGGAUUUCCAUGUGUCAAAACCGAAAGAACUUGAAAUUUCGAAAUCGCCCAAAACUGUACGCACACCAUCAAAACCUACAGCUGUAUUGCCAGAGAAACGUUACCCAGUACGUAACCGUAAACCGAAAAUCAUGGAAGAUUUUGUGUACCAUGGUUCUUCUACCAAGAUCAAAACCUAA